Monascus purpureus is the source of this 1788-nucleotide messenger RNA. The record is from the annotation of a GenBank genome assembly. NCBI's taxonomy places the organism in Eukaryota, Fungi, Ascomycota, Eurotiomycetes, Eurotiales, Aspergillaceae.
AUGGUCACCUGCACUGACUGUGAGAACUAUCACCUGUGCCUGGCCUGCCUGCUGAAGGACAAGCAUGGUCACCAUCCAGCCCACACUUUCACUCUUGUCCACGAUCGCCAAUUCUGUCUCAAGAGUCUGGUUCUGUCUCGCUGCCAGCCCGGGCGUCACCAUCAGCAUGCAGCUAUUUGUGAUGGCUGCGACAAGCGCAUCAUCGGCGUACGUCACAAAUGUUUGACCUGUCCAGAUUGGGAUUACUGUGUGGAAUGUGUACCAAAUGCCCCACAGAGCCACCCUGGCCAUCGCUUCAUACCUAUCUACCAGGCGAUCUCUGAGCCUCCUCAACACUAUGAAGUUCAUUACGGAAUAUUCUGCGAUGGCCCUCUUUGCAAGGAUAGCCGGCUUCCCGGUUAUAUAACUGGGACUCGUUACAAAUGUUCUGUGUGUCAUGAUGUCGACUUCUGUGCGAAAUGCGAAGCGCUUCCGACCAAUACUCACAACCGCACCCAUCCACUGAUUAAGUUUAAUACUCCCGUUCGCAGUGUAUCUGUCAGCACUAUUGGUGAUGAUGGUCACGGCGGACAUGUUACCCUUGGUGACCGCGUUCAUAAAUCUACCUCGUCCGAAGCUCCUGCUCCGGUUAUAUCCAAGGAGACGUAUAUCGAAAUUGCUGAUGAUAUGCAGCGCGAGAAAUCCGAGGAAGUCAAAGUGGCUGAUAAAGCCACUCCUGUCCCUUCAGAGCAAGUUAUGACUGCAGAACUGCCUAGUUCAAAGCAGGAACUUGGUAACCACGCUGUGUUCGUUCGUGAAACUAUUCCCGACGGGACUAAGCUGCCACCGAAUGAAGUAUUCCAGCAAACAUGGACUCUGCACAACCCAGGGCCAUCCCCUUGGCCUGCUGGGUGUGUCGUGCGCUUUGUAGGUGGCGACUCUAUGCUCAAUGUCAAUACAAAUCAGCCGUCAAGUCUAGGUUCCAUAAAGUCUGCGAUGGAAAGCGAUGCGCUCUCAGCACCAGUAGAGCCGGGGCAGAACGCUGAUUUCACUGUAACGCUGAAGACCCCUAACCGUGAGGGCAUUGCCAUUUCGUACUGGCGACUCAAACUUCCUGACAGCACGCCCUUCGGUGAUCGACUUUGGUGUGAUGUCCAGGUGCGGGCUGACUCCGAACACGUCAAGGAAAAAGAGAAGGAGCCCGUUGCCGCUUCUGCGACAGAAGUUGUGCAAUCCGAACGCAAUGACAGUGCUAUGAUAUUCCCGCUUUUAGAAAAGGAGUCACCAGUGGCAAGCACCCAUGAGGAAAUGGCCCGGGAGCUGCCUUCGGCGCCGACUGUGUCCAGCGCUUCGGAGAAAGAUGUUCUUGAGGAUGUUGAAAAUUUGACACUGGAUGAUGCAGACACGGAGGAUGGAUUCUUGACUGAUGAUGAAUAUGACAUCCUCGAUGCUAGCGACCAGGAGUUCCUGGAUGCCAAACAGGUCUAGAGGUAGUCCUUCUCACUUUCUCAUCUCGUUCUUUUUUUUUUUCCAUUUCUUUCAGUUAGGCUUGUUUACGCCAGGAUGCGGCUAGUGGUGGGAAAGUUUUAUUUGACAUCGGGCUUUUUGGUUUGCAUGCGGUCCUUUCCGUUCUUUUCUGAUCGAGCAGUGCUUGUUCCUCUGGCGAAGGGCUGCCAUACUAGUCUAAUGUACAAUUCAGCUCGUGGAUUCGCCUCUUUUUUUCAUAACAUGUCUUUGACAGCUCUCGAGGUGAUGCAUUGGUUAUGUCUUUCCCUUUUGGUAUCCGUCUUGCACGUGACGAACACCCUG